ACUACACACUUCAGUUAUUCGUGCUUACAAUGGGUACACACAGAGCAGCACUAGAGCACAUAGAAUCCAAUGGAUGGAGUUAUUAGCUAGCACUGCAAGACAGACAAACAGACAGACAUAUUGCUAGCUGGCAAUGCAAACAAUACAAACAAUGUGCAAUGGGCGAGACAUCUAGAAAUUAAUUGAGAAGACUGAAAUUCGGAUUUGUGUGGCAUGCAAGAAGUUUCGGGCCCGUGAGCAGAGGCCCUUCGCAUAUCCUACUAGAGUCAACUAGAAAUUCCCAACCCUGUAAGACCCCCCCGGCACCACCAACCACAACAUGGAGAUACCCAUUUCGAAUAUACUGCUGCUGUGCCUGAUCUUUUUGCUGAUUGGCGGUGUCAUCAUGAUACUGUUACAGUAUCUGAUAUUUAUAAAGUUCUCCAAUCUGCCUGACGAGAGCGAGGAGCAAAAGCGAAUGAAUGCCAAGUAUACCCUUCCUGUGAACAUCAAACAGACAGCAAGGAAUCUCAAGGCCCCGCCCAAUCCCAUCAACAGCUGCGAGAACCAUCAGGAGAGUCUCCAGGGUGCCUCAGCUUUGAUUUCCCUCAACUUUGUGAUGCAGUUUUUAUUCCAUGAGUUCAAAAACUCGAAUCGAGUGCGUAAGUGGUUCUAUCGGAAGCUCUCCAUAGAACUGGACGAGUUGAUAACGAAGACAACCACCGGCAAGCUACUGGACAAGCUAACGAUCAAAGAACUGGAGCUGGGAGAUCAGUUUCCGGACAUCAAAUCUCUCUCCGUGCACAAUGUGGAGCUGGAUGAGCGUGAGCAGCGCAUCGAGAAUCUGGAUCUGCUGCUGGACAUCAACUAUGUGGGCAACUUCUCAACGUCCAUCGAUGCGGACAUGGUGCUGGGCAAGAAGGGUUCCAUCACGCUGAAGGUCAAGCAACUGUCGGGCAUGGCGCGUCUGCAGUUCACGCGAAAGCCGUAUACCCACUGGUCCCUGAGCUUCCUGGGCGAUCCGGAGCUGAUUCUUGAUAUCGAAUCAAAGUACCAGGGUCGUCAGAUGCAAUCGAACAUCACCAAUCUCAUCUCCAAUCAGAUACGCAAGGCGGUGAGGCGGAAACACACCCUGCCCAACUACAAGCUGCGCUACAAGCCCUUCUUCCACUGGACGGCCGAGGAGGAGGUCGUCGACUGUGACAUUCAGCCGAAUGGUCUACUCAGUGUGAAGGUGGCCGAGCUGUCCCGCCUGAUGCCCUGGACAUCGCCGGGCAAUGGCGAUACCUACUGCACCAUUACCCUGGCGCCGGUGCCCUUCAUCGAAGCGCAUCAGAAGGACCACCGGCAUGUGCUCAUCUCCCUGGACGUGUUCAUCCACAAGGCGAAGAACCAGCAGAUUGGCAUCGUCUUCAAGCAGAGCACCAGCCAGCUGGUGCGGAUUGAGUCCGUGCUGCCGAAUACACCGGCAUGCAAGUCCAAUCUCAUUGCCGGCGAUGCACUGGUGGCCAUUGAGGGCAAGCAGGUGACGACCAUCCAGCAGAUAGCCAAGGUCGUGAAGACCCUUCAGGCGACCGUCUUUUGUCUGCGCAUCGAGCGUGUCAUUCCCGGCAUCAUACGCAACGAUGCCAUCCUGGAGGAUCUGGAGAAGUACGAUGAACUUUGCGACAUGCCCUCCGCUUCCGUCUCCAAGGCAGACCCCGAGGCAACGGAGUCCACCACCACGGAGACGGUAACCAAGCAUCUGGCGGUAAAGCCCAGCCUUAGCCUUAGCCGCCAAACGGCAGAGUCUGGUCUCACGGGCCAGACGCCCACCAACUCCCCCAAGAAGUCGAAUCUGAUUGCCAAGGCCAUAAAGAAGACCAUGAGCCGUGAGAGCAGUGACAAGGAUAAGGAUAAAGAUAAAGAAAAGGAGAAGGAGAAGGAGAAGGAAAAAGACAAGGACAAGGAUAAGGAUAAGGACAAAAAUAAACCAGAUGACACUUCCAUGGAGCGAGGCACCGAUGAGCCGGUCAACUACUUCUAUCAGCACGCGACGAUCGAUUGCCCCUUCAGUCCCCUUAUACACAUGGACGAUGUGUGCAGCUUCCAGCUGGAUGCGAACAGUCGCUUCCUCAAUGUCUGUGUGUUUGGCAAGUGUGCCGGAGAGAGUGUCCUGCUGGGCUACAACAAUGUCCAGAUUGGCCAGAUACUCGUCGAGUGCUCGGAGACGAGUCUGAAUCAGUGCCUGCGGCAGAUAGCACUCAAUCCGGCCUCCCUGCAGGCAGGAAAGAUGCACGACCUCGCUAAUCAGUCUGGCUUCAAUCCCAAUCUCUGCUUUGGCGACAUUCUUUUCGGCUUCUCCUGGAUGGGCAAUCCGAAUGUUAGCCUAGGCGAUCCACCCACCACCAAGAGCGGCUCCAAGUCGCAUUCCCCAGCCAGAACCCAAUUCGAACGUGGUGGACAGGACGAGCCCUCAUCCGAAACAGUCUCCUCGAAGUCAUCAAGCACAUUCGCGGACAGUGCCAUUUCCAGUGGUGGCUCCUCCAGUGCGUCUCCCCCGCGUGCCCACAGCUUUGUGCGCACGCACUUCCAUCGGGCCACACAGUGCGAUUUCUGUGGCAAGAAGAUCUGGCUGAAGGACGCCAUGCAGUGCCAGGAGUGUUCCAUGUGCUGUCACAAGAAGUGCAUUGCCAAGUGCCAGAAUGCCACUGUCUGUGGGCCCGUAGACUGUUCGGGCUCGGUGCCGCCGCAGCCACCAACUGCCGCAGCCUCCACUCCCUCGGGUGUGACCAGACCGGAGUUCACCAUCACGCAGGCGGAGAACCUUGAGCUGUUUGAGCCUAAAUUGGGCUCUGCGCCACUGGAGGAGGCAGCCGCGAUGGCAGGCGAACAGGGACAGGCACAGGCACAGCCACAGGCACAGGUGCAAGUGCAGGCUGCUGGCCUGGAUGUGCACAGGUCCAGUCUGACGGGCAUGCUGGCGCAGGGGAUCAAGCGUCAGGCAAGCAACCUGGACAUACCUGGCAUUGUCUCGUCGCUGACUGGCAGCGGGCAGCAAAUGAACUCGAAGAGCCUACCGCCGAGCCCUCAGCACACGCCCUCGCGCAAAUCAUCAAUUGUGGAGGAGGUGCCGGUGCCGGCAACAAUGGGGCACCAGAAUCCCUUCGAGCGUGUCACCCAGCACCUUGAGGCACUGCCUGCGGAGUGCACAGUCCUCAGUUUCGAGCAGGUUAUCGUCAUCACCGAGCCAAUCAUACGUCACACCCGCAACGAGGAUCUGAUGAACCUGGCCAAGAGCUCCAGCAAGCAUUUGUACUCCAGUGCGCCGCCAGACGAGCGAGUGGCCAAAAUCAAUGAGCUGCUAACAAAGCUAAAGAUAGCCUUGGAUGCGGAGACAGAGGGCUAUACUAUGAUGAACGAUGCCGAAAAAGCCACAGAAUCAUCGGCCUGGAAAUCAUCAACGAUCAGUGUGGAGAACAGAUCCGACGAGCGGGUGCAGGCCCUCAGUAUUAUCAUGCUCUAUUUGUGCACGGGCCUACAGCAUGCCCAGGGCGUCGUUCUGCAGUAGAAUAUAAUUCAUAGUCCCUACCCUACCCACAUACAAUACCCAGCUAUACACAUACUUACCCGUAUGUACUCGUAGUCGAUUCGUAUACUUAAUUUUAAAGAUCGUAGACUGGAAAUGUGUUAGUGAAGAAACCUAUGGGGCAUUUUUAAUCCGUGUUGUGGCAUACUCUUACCUAAAAAGUAUUUCAUUUUUAGCCCGAUUAUUCCAAUCAAAUGUUCCGUUGACCUUUAUGCUUUACUUGUUUAUUGGUUCGGUAUUAAGAUUUAUCAGAUUUGUAUAUAAUA
Drosophila guanche is the source of this 3813-nucleotide messenger RNA. It is a transcript of the gene Pdzd8, whose product is annotated as PDZ domain-containing protein 8. Gene Ontology annotation, biological process: mitochondrial calcium ion homeostasis. Gene Ontology annotation, cellular component: mitochondria-associated endoplasmic reticulum membrane contact site. NCBI's taxonomy places the organism in Eukaryota, Metazoa, Arthropoda, Insecta, Diptera, Drosophilidae. The record is from RefSeq and is a predicted model, not a curated record. The transcript is spliced from 9 exons. Gene Ontology annotation, molecular function: protein binding; lipid binding. Bases 320 to 3529 code for a protein of 1069 amino acids.